GGGGGAUAACAUUUGAAAUGUAAAUAAACAAAAUAAACAAAAACAAAAAUUUUUUUAAAGUAAAAGAUGAAUUUGAAGAGCUUCGGUUCACUCGGGGUCCUGUAGUUUGUACAGGGUAGGCUGCUCAGUCUUUUGUGUGCCUAAUUUGUUACACGUCAGUCAAACCAAGUGUUUAUGUGCUAGAAACUGACUUAUGGCAUUAAAAAGUCUACUCAUGAGGAACUUGGUGUUUUUAGCAAUGGUGGUGGUGAUAAACACCUUUAAUCACAGCACUGGGGAGGCAGAGACAUGUGGAUCCCCAAGUUUGAGGCCAACCUGAUCUACAGAGCAAGUUACAGGACAGCCAGGGCUACACAAAACACCUGUCACAAACAAAACAUGGUAUUAAAAAAAAAAAAAAAAAAAACAAGUGUUAUUAAGCUUUCCUAGAAUAGCCACUCGAACAAUAUCGAAGUCAGUUAAGGUGAACAGACAUUGGGUCUCGUUAAUUUCACUGCAUUUUUUUUUUCUCUUAAGUCUUGUAUGACCACCAUGCUCAUGUAUCAGAAUUUUCUGUGGAUUUUGUAACUAUAAUUAAAAUACAGAUACUUCCCAGUAAAUGUCGCCAAUCUGUAGGAACAUCACUGUUUUCAUUGCCUUAUGCAUCAAAGCUCUUACAAUGCAUAGAUGCAGGAGCAUGCUCCCUUACAAUGUGCAGACCCUUCAUGUAGGCAUAAUUUUAAGUAAGCGCACCUGCAAUUGCAGCAUAUUCUGAGGUGUAACCCUGCCAUUGGAAAUUUGGGAGGUAGAAGUAGGAAAUCGGGAGUUCACAGUUUCACUCUGCUUAGAAAGUUUAAGGUCAGCCUAGGUGAAAUGAGCCUUGUGAAAAAUAUUUUAAAAUAGUAGUUUAUGGAUACGCUAAAUACAUUUUAUGGCCCCUGUCAUCUGACUUAGCACCAGCAACCAGACAGAAACCCAUCCAACCGACACUUUGCUGAUUUUCAAAAUUUCUACAUGUGGUGGAGAAGUUCUUUUGACUGUUUGGCCUGGAAUUUAAUAUUUUUUCACUAACGUGCUUUUGUUAAUUUCAGUUCAUUUCUGUUAUGACUUCGUAGUGCGUUCUUCUGUUCUUUCCUGGAGUCUUCCAAUCUGCUCCUUUCCAUGCCAUCUGAGACAUCCAUCAUUUCCCAGUUUUCUACUGCAAUCAAUGUAGCCUUCCAGUGUUUACACUCCUCUGUCUGUCUAUGGAGCUUGGAUGACUUGCCCAGGAUUUGCACAACAGGUUCAACUGUGUGUGGAACAUUUUCUUAUACUUAGCCUGAACAUCAUUGUAGCUCUGCAUGUGGAUAAUGACAACUGCGUUCUCUGUGGGUCACAUUCAACCAGUAAGCUGCUAAAGAAAUGCUGUCAUUCAGGGAUGUAGCCAUUGAUUUCUCUGCAGAGGAGUGGGAAUGUCUGGACCCUGCUCAAUGGAAUCUGUACAGAGAUGUGAUGCUGGAGAAUUAUAGCAACCUUGUGUUCCUGGGUCUUGCUUUCUCUAAGCCAUACCUGGUCACAUUUCUGGAGCAAAGACAAGAGCCUUCAGAUGAGAAGAAACAAGUAGGAGCCACCACCAUGCACCCAGAUAUAAAACCAUAUAAAUGUAAAGACUGUGGCAAAGCCUGUGAUUGGAACUCACUCCUUCUUGAACAUCAGAGAACCAAUCCAGGAGAGAAUGCCUACAAGUGUGAAGAAUGUGGUAAGGCUUCUGGUUCUUGCUCAGUACUUUCUGAACACCGUAUAAUUGAUACAGAAGAGAAAGCCUACAAGUGUGAAGAAUGUGGCAAAGUCAUGUGUACGUGCUCAGGAAAUUCUAGCUACCGGAGAAUUUGUAUUGGAGAAAACCCCUACAAGUGUGAAGAAUGUGGAAAAGCCUUUUCUACUUAUUCGUAUCUUGCUCAGCAUGAGGUAGAGCACACUGGACAGAAAUUUUAUAACUGUGAAGAAUGUGGGAAAAUGUUUUAUUUUCCUUCUCACCUUACAGAACAUCAGAAAAUUCAUUCUCAAGAGAAUCUCUUUAAGAUUGAAGUGUGUAGCGAGAUCUUUUGUGCUCCCAUAGAACUUUCUAAAGACCAGACCUUUUGUACUGAAGAGAAGCCCUACAGGUAUGAAGAAUAUGUUAAGGCUUUUAGUGCUUGCUCAUUACUUUCUGAACACCCGAGAAUUCAUCCAGGAGAGAAAGCCUUCAAGUGUGAAGAAUGUGGCAAUGCCUUUUGCACACUCCAUUCAGUAUCUAAAGUGAACAUUCAUUGUGAAGUGAAAUCCUACAAGUGUGAAGAAUGUGGGAAAGCCUUUGCUAGUCAUCUUUCCCUGAUUCAGCAUAAAAUAGGGCAUACUCGAGAGAAACCUUAUCAGUGUGAAGAAUGUGGGAAAAUGUUUUACUGUUCUUCGAACCUUAAGCAGCAUCAAAUAACUCAUUCUCAAGAGAAACCCUACAAGUGUGAAGUAUGUGGCAAGGUCUUUAGAACUUGCUGGCAACUUUCUAAACACCUGAGAAUUCAUUCUGGAGAGAAACCAUACAAGUGUGAGGAAUGUGGCAAAGCCUUUUAUACUCUCUCAUACCUUACUCAGCACAAGUUAGGUCACACUGGGGAGAAACCUUACAAAUGUGAGGAAUGUGGCAAAACCUUUUACUACCCUUCAGUCCUUAAAGAACACCUAGCAAUUCAUUCUGGAGAGAAACCAUACAGGUGUGAUGAAUGUGGCAAGGAAUUCUGUACUCGAUCAGGACGUUCUAGACACCAGAGAAUUCAUACUGGAGAGAAACCCUACAAGUGUGAGCAAUGUGGAAAGGCCUUUUCUACUCAUUCAUACCUUUCUCAUCACAAGAUAGUUCACACUGGACAUAAACCCUAUAAGUGUGAAGAAUGUGGCAAAAAGUUUUACUAUCCUUCUCGCCUUAAGGAACAUCAAAGGAUUCAUUCACAAGAGAAUCCUUACAAGUGUGAAAUAUGUGGCAAAGCCUUUCACACUUACUCAUACUUUACUCAGCACAAAUUAGGUCACACUGGGGAGAAACCUUACAAAUGUGAGGAAUGUGGCAAAACCUUUUACUAUCCUUCAAUCCUUAAGGAACACCUAGUAAUUCAUUCUGGAAAGAAACCAUACAGGUGUGAUGAAUGUGGCAAGGAUUUUUGUACUCGCUCAGGACAUUCUAGACACCAAAGAAUUCAUACUGGAGAGAAACCCCACAAGUGUGAAGUAUGUGGAAAAGUCUUUUCUACUCAUUCAUACCUUACUCAGCACAAGGUAGUCCACUCUGGAGAGAAGCCCUACAGGUGUGAGGAGUGUGGCAAAAAGUUUUACUAUCCUUCUCGCCUUAAGGAACAUCAAAGAGUUCAUUCUCAAGGGAAUCCUUACAAGUGUGAAAUAUGUGGCAAUGUUUUUUGUACUCCCAAAGGACUUUCUAAACACCAGAGAUUUCAUAUGGGAGAAAAACCCUACAAGUGUGAAGAAUGCGGAAAAAUGUUUUACUAUCCUUCUCGCCUUAAGGAACAUCAAAGAAUUCAUUCUCAAGAGAAUCCUUACAAGUGUGAAAUAUGUGGCAAAGCCUUUUACACUCACUCAUAUCUUACUCAGCACAAGUUAGGUCACACUGGGGAGAAACCUUACAAAUGUGAGGAAUGUGGUAAAACCUUUUACUAUCCUUCAAUCCUUAAGGAACACUUAGCAAUUCAUUCUGGAAAGAAACCAUACAAAUGUGAUGAAUGUGGCAAGGACUUUUGCACUCGCUCAGGACGUUCUAGACACCAGAGAAUUCAUACUGGAGAGAAACCCUAUAAGUGUGAGCAAUGUGGAAAGGCCUUUUCUACUCAUUCAUACCUUUCUCAACACAAAGUAGUCCACUCUGGAGAGAAGCCCUACAAGUGUGAGGAGUGCGGCAAAAUGUUUUACUAUCCUUCUCGCCUUAAGGAACAUCAAAGGAUUCAUUCUCAAGAGAAUCCCUACAAGUGUGAAGUGUGUGGCAAAGUCUUAAGUGCUCACUUAGAACUUGUUUCCCACCUGAGUAUUCACUCUAGAUAAAACCCUAGAACUGGGAAGGGUAUGGAAAUGCUUUUUAACUCAUCCAUCCUUACCUCACAACAAAUCCUGAACAGAAUUCUUAACCAUGUAAAGAAUGGCAAAAUGUCUGCUAUCCUCCAAACCUUAAGCCUCUUGGAGGGAAAUCACUCUCUUGUGAGUGAGGACUGUAACAAGGUCUUUUGCUCUCACUUAGGACUUUGUAAACAUCAAAAGAAUCAUACUAGUAAGAAAGACCACAAAUGUGAGAAAGCUUCUACUAAACUUUUUAACCUUACUCAGCACAAGGUAGUGCUUUCUGUUCAGAAACACUAUACAAGUGGAUAUGCUGGAAAAUUCUUUACUCUUAAAAUAUAAAUGAACAGAGUUCAUUCUCAAGAGAGACCUUACAAGUGUGAAAGGUGUGCUUUUGGUUAUUCAACACAAUUGGAUUCAUAGUAAAAAGAAACCAAAUCCUUGGGAAGAAUGUGACAAGUGCUAUACUAAUCAACACUUUCUAACUUCCUUAAAGUUUAUACUGGGGAAAAACACUACAAAUGUGAACAAAUAGACAAGGCUUUUAAAUGCUCUUCAUAGAGUAACACAAAAGUAUUGGUACUGAAGAACAACCUUAUCCUGGUAAAAUGUAUUAUGAAGAUCUCAUUCAUCAUUCAGUACUUGGUGAAUGUCAUAAUAUUCACACUUGAGAGAAUCUCUACAAAUGUGCAAAAUAUAGCCAGGUGUUUAGCUAUAGUUUGCCACUGUAUUAGCAUGAAAGAAUUAGUACUCCAAAAACACACACACACACACACACACACACACACACUCUUAUAGCAAGGCCUUUACCUAUUUUUCAUACUUUAAUUAUCCUCAGAAACUUCAUACUGGAGAAAAAGUACAUACAGAUAAUGUGUCAAACUUUUAAAUAAUAUUUCAAGUCUCUGUCAACACCAAAGAAUUCAAUAAGCUUCACUGUUCGACUUCACAUCUCUCUGCAUUUUCUAAGGAAAGCCCAACUGUGUGGUUAUUUGGAUCAGACUAACUUACAGAUGUGUCCAUUGAGACAUUUUCUUGGAUGUUGAUUGAUGCCCAGGACAGGUGACCCUGAGUGACUGAGAAUUCUGGCCACCAAAAAUCAGAGGGAGCAAGCCAGUAAGCAGAAUUCCUCAAUGGUUUCUACGUUAGAUCCUAUCUCAAGGUUUUUGAACUCUCAUCCUGGCUGAGGUGGUUGAUUAAUUCCUAAGCUGAAAUAAACCCUUUCCUCUCUUAUUUCUUAGUCAUGGCGUUUAUCACAGCAACAGAAGUCAAAGUUAGACAGCAAUGAAUACGGGAAAGCUUUUCUCUUUAUAUCUUAGUUAUCACCAGUCUUCACACUGGAAAGAAUGUCACAGUGUCUUUUUAUUUAUUUAUUUUUUUGUAAUGGAAAAUUAGACUCCUAGCAUCAGCUAAGAACAUAUGAGUCCUAUAGCAGAAACGUCUAUUAGCUGUAAUCUACGUAUUCUUUUAAGCAAUGUAUUCUCAAGAUUUAUUGAUUAAUUGCUCUUUUAACUAUAAAUGUUUCCUGAAACUGUUGCCAUGUUGUCAGACUGUACCUGGAUAAUCUGAAUCUGGAUUCCUGAGCCAUGCCUUGUGUGGCAUAUCCCCCCGCCCCUUUGGGUCCUCCAAUUGUAAGUAAUCCUUCCCCUUUGGUCUGUAAGAAAACUAACUCACCAACUUGGGCUGUAGUGAAAUCCUAAGAUGGUAUGUCAUGGGCCCCUUUGUAGUGACUAGGCAUUUGUUUAUGUCUAGAGAUAGCUAAAUUAACACAUGUCAUUCAUAUUUGGCUCCAAAAUAAACAAGGUCUUAUCCCCUUU
Molecule: messenger RNA, 5870 nt
Organism: Rattus norvegicus (Norway rat)
Lineage: Eukaryota; Metazoa; Chordata; Mammalia; Rodentia; Muridae
Source: RefSeq, a predicted model, not a curated record